This is a messenger RNA of Penaeus vannamei (Pacific white shrimp), 2335 nucleotides long. Lineage: Eukaryota; Metazoa; Arthropoda; Malacostraca; Decapoda; Penaeidae. The record is from RefSeq and is a predicted model, not a curated record.
ACGGGGGAGGCUGCCUAAUGCCAAGAAUGUGGAGAAAAGGGUCUCUUUCACAGACAUUUCUGACCUGGAGCAGCACAAGCCUCAACACAAUCGGCUCAGCCUUUGUGGAUAUUCUGAGAUUCGUGAUCUAGGUGAUCUUCGUGACUUACUUUCCAACUUAAAGGAUCGAGGGCUGCUUCCAACAUCAAUAGCAUUAGAUGAACUCUUUACCAGCCUUGAUCAGUCUACCCCUUCCUUGAGUGAGCGAGCUCCACCAGAGGGCCAGGAGGACCCCCCCCUACACCAGUCCAUCAUCAGCCUAACACCGAGCAAUGCUGAUGAUGAUAGCAACAACAACAACAGCAGCACAGACAUCUCAAGUGACAUGUGGAAGUGUCUCCCGGGGGAAAAGCAGGAGCAGGGGGUGUUAUCAGCAGCAGUGGUGCAGCGAACCAACAUCAUUGAUGGGCUGAGAUGGGAAGAGCUAACCAAGAUGGGACAUGAGCUGCUGGAGAAGGCCACAACAGACCCGAGCAUCCUGGACUGCCAGCCAGUCACUUCCACCAGAGCCUUAUUGAGCCAGGAACAGCUAGCUACAGGGACGAGACCCAAGCAGAAGCAGCUGAUGGCCAUCAGGGCAGAGGCCCAGAUGCAGAGAGAUGGGAUGGGGAGAUUGCAGGUCAGGAGGUCCAAGUCAAUGCUCUCAUCUGAUGAGAGGAGGAGGCUGUACAAAAAGAGUUUUCGUAGGGAUAAGGCUCCCCCAAGCCUGUACAUUCCAGUCAAAGUAGACGGCAAAAAAUUUAGGGAAGAGGAAAGGCGACUUGCCCUGGAGGUUGCUCAGGGGCAGUCGAACCUCGUAACCCCAGGCAGAAUUACGGAUUAUAAGUUAGAUGAAUGGAUUAUGACUCAUGUGCUAGCACUGCCUGAAGAGAAACUUUAUCGGGUGUUUGCUGCUCGAGAGGGUCACAGUAGCGGGCACAGCAUAGGAGUCCAGGUUGUCUUAUCAACACAAACGCUCUACAUACUGGCACCAAGACUGAAGGGUUCCAAACCUCGACAUAUCCUACCUUAUCAUGAUAUUCAUACCAUCAUAGUGGGAGCCAAUGAUCAGUGGGUUUGUGUGUUGAGCAAGGAAGCUGUGCAUGAUGACCUCGCCACCACUGGCAACAACACUGGCAUUCAGUUAGACAUUGGUGACCCUGAUGUUACUCAUGCCAUUGUGAGUUGCCUUGAAUUGGCAAUUAGGAGGCACUUUGCUGCUCUCAAACUAGGAACAGCAUUGAGGAAGGAAGAACAUUACAUUGAUUAUCGAGAUUUAUUCCCACCUGGAAAAUUGAAACUCACACGUUCUAUCACCAGAGAGUGUGAAGACAACUUAUCAAACUCUUUAUUAGAGGAAUCUUUGCUCAGUGCAUGGGACACAAGGAAAAACUCAGCUGAUCACAGUCAUGAAUCCUCUGAAAUAACGCAGGACCUCUCAGCUGCCACUCCGGGAUCGGUCGUCAGUCAGGACUUGAGUGAGGCAAGUCAGGACCUCACUGAGGCUAGUCACGACCUGACUGAAGAGAGUCAUGACCUAACAGAACCCAGCCAUGAUCUUACUGAGGCCAGUCAUGAGUUAAUUGAGGACAAUUCAGACUUAACUGAAGCCAGUCAAGAUAUUUCUGAAGCUAGUCAAGAUAUGACAGAAACAAGUCAGGAUUCCAGUGAGGCCAGUAAUGAUUUGACAGACCCAAGUCCUGAGUCUGUGGACGAGAGUCCAGACAUGACUGAUGCUAGUCAAGCCUCAGUUGAUGCCAGUGAAGAAGAUAUACUUAAUGAAAGCCAAAGUCCAAGAUCAAUGGAAGGAAGCCAACAAUCUUCCUACAUGAGUCAAACACAGUCAAGCAGAACACAGAUACACUCGAAGAUGAUGCAAACAUCUGUGAACACUAGCCAGGAGUCAUACCUGGAGGAGAAUGAAGUACCAGCCAAUAAGAAUGAAGUUGCUGUCUUACAGGAGGAAGAAAAGGAGUCAGAAAAUGGAAACAUCACAGAGAAGGAAGAAGACAAAGUUGAGGAGUUGGAAGAGGAAACCUGUCCUGUGAAUAUCCACCUGGAAAAACAGUAUGGCAUGCCCAUAUACGCAGGUGGUUAUUCACGGUGGAAUGGGACUCUUCAUGACAGAAGUCUGCCUGCAGUAGUGGUCCAUCCAGCCUGGGAACUAGCUGGGCUGAGAAGGUGGUUGAGGGCUCAACUGCGACUACAGAGUGGGCCUGAGGUGGUUGGGUGCUGGAUGGCUGACUGGGAGGAUGGCAGCAGCUUAGGAGGGGAUGCCGUAUCUGGGCCUCUGGGACCUACCAAUGAGGGCCAUUGA